GGAGAUACAUCCUAAUCCAGAGAAAGUGUCUUCCUGUUCCUGUUCUUCCUGUUUCGUCAGCCUUUACCAUUAUAGAGAUCGAUUUGUUAGAAUGAGCUUCAGCUUCCAAGGACACAGGGAGAUAGUGUUUUGGACAGUGGGAAACAGAAUGGUAUCCAUCAAGGAUUAGGGUAUAUAGUCUCUGUCAGGAACCAAUGUGUUGAUCCUUAGGGACUAGGGAGAGGCCUGAAGAAUUUCUUUCUGCUCCUGUUGUCAGCGCUGAGAGACCCCGUGCGUGUUCUCGGAUGUAAAGUCCACUCACUGGCUCUGCUUUGGGUCAGUGACAGGAGAUCCUGCUGUGAGGUGUGCUCUUCAGAGACUUUGGCUGCAAAGGAACACACCACUCCUGGCCCAGUAUACGGGUCCUGGCUUUGGGAGAGAGCAAUGUGAAGUCUGAGGAAGAAAGUGUAUCCUGGAGCAAAUCCCUUUUAGCACCUUCUGUCAGCCCUGUGAAGGGAGGUAGCCUUGCUGUGAGGAUCUUCACUGCGUCAAAGGAGGAGACACAUCCUGUCAGCAAAGGGAGCAGUCCAGGAUCUGCUGGGACUCAAGGAGAGGAAGCUAGGCAUCUGAAUCAUUAUCACCAAGCUCUCGGUGUCCCAAGGAACUUUGGAACCUCUUCAUGGUCAAAGGAAACAGCACAGAAAGUUAGGGAGAGUCCAUCUUAUCCAAAGAGGUGUACAGUGCAAACCUGUCAGAGAGGGAAGCAGCAAACACUGCUUCCUUGGGUUCCUCUUCCUCCAGUACUCAGCUCUCUGGUACAGCAAGGGAAGUUCUUUGGGCUACCAGGUUGUCCCCCAAAUCCUCAGGGAAUCUUCUCCCCACCACUGCCAUGGCCUCCAGUCAAAGGAGCCAAACCAGUGAGUGUUCAAAUAAGAAUGAAGAGGAUCUACGCACUUCCCAGGACGUGCUAGUCCUUCAGUAUUUGCACCUUAUGUUUCUAGAUGACAAGAUAACUAGAUUGUUGCCAUUAAUGCUCCUAAAGUAUCAAAAGCAAGAGCCAAUCACCCAGGCAGAAAUCCUUCAAAAUGUGGAUGAUAGUGAUCAUGAGGAAUACCCUCUAAUAUUGAAGGCAGCCUGUGAAUGCAUGCAUAUGAAUUUUGGCAUUAACUUGAGGGAAAUGCAUCCACCUGACCACACAUAUGUCUUUUUGCCUGUCUUGGGCCUCACUUUUCAAGGGAUACUCAGUGAUGAUUGCCAGUGCCUUUCCAAAGCUGACCUCCUAAUCGUCACCUUGACUAUCAUCUUCUUGAAAGGUAACUGUGCCAGUGAGGAGGACAUAAAGGAAUUCCUAAGAACUAGGGAAAUGUUACCUCAGAAAUAUCACUUUGUCAUUGCGGAGCCCUGGAAAUUCAUCAAAGAGGAUUUGGUUCAGGAAGGGUAUCUAGUGUAUCACCAGGUCCCCGACAGUGAACCUGCUUGCUAUGAGUUCCUGUGGGGUCCAAGGGCCCAUGUUGAAACCAGCAAGAUGAAAGUCCUGGAGCAUUUGGCCAAAAUUAAUAAGAGAGAUCCCAAGUCCUAUACAUAUCUGUAUGCACAAGCUGUGAGAGAGGAGCAAGAGGCCAGCGAGGCAUCAUAAAUAGGCCAGUAAAGAGGCAAGGUGCAUGCCAGGCACCACAGGUGGUCCUAACCAUAUCACUAUCUUAGUUCCCAUUCCAUGUCAAAUAACUCACGUUGUUUGUUCUGUGUUUCCGAUUACACACAGCUUUGCAAGUAGUGAAGGAUCAGGCGAGGGGGUAAAAGUACCAUGCAUGCCAUCUUGAUGCCUAUUAUAUUUGACUUACUUGGAAAUGAUCAUGUCUUGUCUUUUCUUUUUCGUUUUUCUUUUUUGGAGAGGAUUUUUAAGUUGUGUUUUUGAGACAAUGUCUCAUGCUGUAGCCCAGGUUGGCCUUGAAGUCAUUGUGCAGGCCAGGCUAACAUCUAACGCUUGGCAAUCCUCGCGCUUCAGCCUCCUGGGUACUGGGAUUACAGGUGUGUGCCACCGUGCCCAGGAGUGAUAUGUCUUUUUUUAUAUAUAAUUUUUGAAAUCAUAUUCCUUUUUUGAAAGCUUGGAAAAACUUGUACAUAUUGUUUUAAUAAUGGUACUGAUCUCAUGUGUAUUUUUAGUUUUGUGAUAUUGAUAAUUUAUUGUAAUUUCUCAUGUGAAGGUGAAUUUGUGUGAUAUCAGUCAUAUAAGAAUUUUGUUUUUCCAUUCCAUGUGUUCCUCUUCUAUUUUGUGAAACCAAUUUGGAAGCCUUUCGUUUUGUUUUGAAGAAGAUGCUAUAGUGUUGGAAUCGGAAUUUCCAUGUAAAUGAGUAAAAAGAUUAUAUCAAGGAUAAAAAUCAAUAUUGGCUGCUGCUUCUCUGUUGUUUUGCAAUCAAAGUAUAUAUUUGCCCUAAUAUGUUUCAUUUCUUCAAUUACAUGAGGGUAAUUUAUGAUCAGCAAAGAAGCCCAUCUGUUCAUGGACCCAUUGACCUCCAUUGCAUGUGUGCCCUUUGGAAGUCCCUGUGCCUCUGAUGG
This is a messenger RNA of Cavia porcellus (domestic guinea pig), 2535 nucleotides long. Its product is annotated as melanoma-associated antigen 10-like. The coding region runs from base 869 to 1615 and encodes 248 amino acids. The record is from RefSeq and is a predicted model, not a curated record. Lineage: Eukaryota; Metazoa; Chordata; Mammalia; Rodentia; Caviidae. Gene Ontology annotation, biological process: negative regulation of transcription by RNA polymerase II. Gene Ontology annotation, cellular component: nucleus. The transcript has 4 exons.